AGGAGUCCCGCCGCUCCAGCACAAAGGGGAAGAAGCCUUCGUCGCCACUGGGGGAGGCGCCCCCCGAGAGCAGCCCCGACGGGAAGCUUGGCCCUUCCGGGGAGCUCAUGGUGCCUUCGGCAUCUGUGGGCACAGGUGUCCAAGCCCAGCCCUACCGCGGGACCCAGUAGUCGCCGUCGUCCCAGCGCAGCGACGACCGGGGACCGGGAGUCUCCGUGAUGAGGGCCCUGUGGGCGCGACCCCGCUCUGGAGACCCGGGAGCGUCCCUCCUCCUCCCGCCUCCGCGCAUCGAGCUGCUGUCUAGCACGUCGGCCCGGGCGUGUGGCCUCCCCCCCCCCCGCCCCCGGCUCCUCGACCCCCCGGCCCGAGGCGGCCACCUUCCCCCCUUGCCGGUGCCCCCCCGCUUGCCGACCCCAGGACUCGGCACCCGCCACCCCCGGCGCCCGCUCGUCCUGGCCCUGUCCUGCCCGAAACUCGAAGGGCGCCCGUGUCCGGCGCCCCUAGGCUCCUACCCGCCGACUCCGGGCUCCCUCCGAGGUCCCCGCGGUCCCCGAUCCCCUCUUCCGGAGGCGGCGCCAGGUGCCAGGCCCGCACAGGAACGACAGGCCCCAUUAGUGGAGCACCUGCUGUAUGCAGACCCCACGCUGAGCAUGGGCGUCAGCUCCUUUCCCCUGACAAACCGCCCUGUGGGAUGGGGAAUCGCUAAGAAUGACAACAGCAAGGACACAUCUGACCUACCGAGCACUCUGCUAAAUGAGGAAACUGAGGCUGAGGGAGGCUCGCUUGGGUUCACACCGACAGAACUUGAAUGUGAACCUCAGAAGUGUGACUUCAGGGCGCGUGCUCCUGCCCUGGUUCCCGUGGGGCUGGGAACCUGGGGCUCUCCCUUUCGAGGUUGCGCGAGACUCGACCCCACGCUCCAGGCCAGGGCCAGAGGCCUCGGUAUGGACACCAGGAGGAUCCAGGGCCGGGCCCAGCCCGGUGCGGCCCGGACAUGCGGGGGACGCCCCGGCCACGGCCUCGUGUCCGGUCACGAGCCUCCUCAGGUGUCCGGGGCUCCCUGCGCCGCUGUGGCGGAGGCUCCUGGCCUGGGGAGCGGGGACGCGCCGGGCGCUGGAAGAGCAGUGGGCUGGGAACUGCUCCACAGCAGGCUUUCUGGGGAAACAGAAAGCCCCAGAUGGUUGCGCGUGGCACUUUCUGGGGUAGAAGCGCUCCCUCCGUGGCUGAUGUCCAGCUACCGACGUGACAUCGUUGAACGUGAAGUUGGGCCGAGAUGUGCAUUAUUGGCGUUUCUCAGCUGGUCCCAGCUGCGUCCCACGCCCCUCUGGCUGGCGGCCAGGACUCCUGGGUCCUGGGGACCGGAUCCUAAAGAAAUCAGAGGAAGGUGGCUUCUGGGAAAACGGGGGGAAGGACUCGUGGGAGGCGUGGCCUAGAGGCUGGGACUCCCGAGUCCCAGAUUUGGCUUCAGGCCACAUCCCAGAUUGGCCACAUUUUAGCUGUGCGCACCUGUGUCGUUUAGCUGAGGAACCUCUGCUGCCCUCGCCUUUCCCGUCUGUAAAACGGGGGAGAUAAGAGUUCCUAGCUUAUAGGGAGGCUUAAAUAAGGGUCAAGCGCCAGCACUUCAUCCUGCGAGGGGCCCUCUGAGUGGCCGUAGCCGGGCCAUAGAAGUGACUCACCACACACGGUCCAGUGUCUUCCUCCUCACGGCCACCCUGACGUCAUAUCCUUCGCAGACCAGAAGCCAGCUCAGGGAGGCCCAGUGAUCUGCCCGUGCAACUUGACAUCAUCAGACUUUUAAAUUUCUGCCAGUCGGGGGGCACCUGGUCACUCUUUGGACCUUUGCAGGAGCCCCCUGCUUCCUCUGGACCCAGGAAUUCUGGCCUCCAGCUGUCCUGAUGGACCGGAGGGCUGACUUCACAGGCCCCCCGCUGCCCUCCCCCAGCCUCCCUGCUGAUUCCAGCAGGAAAAUGGACAGCAGGGACAGAGGGGCCCCAGGGACGCCCUAGCCGGGCUGGGAUAUAACCAGUUAAGGGAGGGAAAGACAGCCCAGCCCUCAAACAAGCCAGUUUCCUGGAGCCUCCGGGCUCACUCUCACCCUAGAACUUUCUCCCCACCUUCCCAACAGCAGGUGGGCCCCUACAGCGCCCAAUUUCGGCUCCAGGGUCCCCUCGCAGAGCUGUGGGCGGUCCACGCUGGCGUCCAGAGGCCCGAAGAAUGCCCCCUGCCAUAGAGGUAACCCCGUGGGAAUGGCGCGGGUCCAGACCAAGGUGCCUCCGGGCUUUUACGACAUAUACAAAGUCUAUGAACAGUAAGCGGUAUUGUUUGGAGCGUUUUAAACCUCUGUAUAAAAUACUGCACACUCAAUA
This is a messenger RNA of Felis catus (domestic cat), 2366 nucleotides long. RefSeq lists its product as uncharacterized. Lineage: Eukaryota; Metazoa; Chordata; Mammalia; Carnivora; Felidae. The record is from RefSeq and is a predicted model, not a curated record. Bases 219 to 1433 code for a protein of 404 amino acids. The transcript is spliced from 4 exons.